AUGUGCGACUCGCCCCAGUCUGCUCAGUUUGACUUAUCAUUAUCGACGUUAUCUUUCGACUCCAUGGUUGAGAUCAGAAACGAAUCGCCAGCAUCCCAGUUCCCCGCCAGCGCGGCGGACAACAGCGAGGAUGGUAAAUACAGACUCGUAUACACCAAGUCCAAGGUGUACGUCAAUCCAACCGCUUUCGCGCGGGAUAACAUCCCCGGCUUCGUCGCGCUUGUGAAGCGGGAGGCUGUAUAUCCCGGCUAUUUAUUGGCCUGGAUUCCAGAAAGCCUACUGAACGAGAAGGGACAGAGUGAGUGGGACAAGUUCACCAGAAUUGAAGAGCACACAGUAGUGGACGAUGAGGAAGAGGAUGCUGUUCUCAUCGAACUCCCUACCCAGCGCCCAGAGUCAUAUGCGUUCUCCGUACCGCUCACGUCUAUCUAUUCGCUCAUCGUUCUUCCGCCUUCCUUGUCUUCAUGGUAUGGAUCGAUCACUAUCAACCUGACCAACGAAUCGACACUUCCAACGCUCCACUUUCAUGACGACGAGUCACGGUCUUUCACAGCAGCAGCGAAGUCCCCUACUGAGAGCCGACCAACUGGGGUUACGUAUCCUCCCCCUCCGUCCGAUUCCACGCCUCCGCCGAGGAAUAGUACUACAUGGGGCGGGGAAGACUUGAUUGCACGUCUCCGCUUCUAUGCUCAAAUCCUUCGCUCGAGUCUGCAGUCCACUUUGUUCCUGGUUGACCCUUCUCGUGAAGACAUAGAGACGCAUUCGACGCAAAUAUUCGCUGAUUCAGCUGUCGAUGACAUCCUCGCGCAGUCAUCAUACACGAACUCGCAUUCCCCUAUCCCGGCCCACCGUAGGCCGCGACCACUAUCCACCCCUCCAAAUUCGUAUUCUCCUCGCGCAUCGAUUCUUCACCGUUCGCUUUCCCCUAUGUCAACUGGGAGCGCAUCACCCUCGCAGGCACGCAUGGCGCUUCUGCAGUCCUUCUCACACAUUACUCGCCACGCCGCCCACGCCGCGCAACAGAUUUUAUCACAUCCACUCGCGAAGCCGAUUGUUCCACAUCUACCUGAUCCUGUGAAGAGUCUCGUCAAUGCCAAUGGUGAAUGGGAGUGGGGCAGCUGGGUGGAGAAGGGCGGCGUGGGCGAAUUUGAGAGCGCUAGGGUGUAUCUUGCGCGAUGGGCCCGCAUCGUGGCGGAGGAAGGCGAGCGUGCCCGAAGGCGAGAAGUCGAGGUGCUACCUCCUUCCUCUGGCUUGGCGGAGGAAGAUUCAUCACUCGGUAUAUUUGAGCUACUCCAGUCGACGUCAAACCUGCCGACGCCGAAGUCGUCGAGGGAUCCACGACAUCCAGUAGAUGAGAAAACGUGGAGUGGCUGGUUCAAUGGCAACGGGACGCCUAAAGUUCGGAAGGAAGAAAUGCGGCAUGAAAUAUUCAGGAGAGGAAUCUCAUCCGAUGCCCUCAGGAAGGAGAUCUGGCCUUUCCUGCUCGACGUUGUCAGUUGGGAUGGGAAUGGCGAAGAGCGUAAGCAGCAGUGGGAGUCCAAGCGAAAAGAAUACCGGUCAUUGAGAGAUCAAUGGUGUGGUGUUCCUGAAGUAUUUAACCGGGAUGACAUUGUCGAUGAACGGCAUCGGAUAGACGUUGACUGCCGCCGUACCGACCGCACACAGCCUCUCUUUGCAGCGACUAGCGAGGACGCAGAAGAUGAGAAAGGGAUGCAUAUGCGUUUCUCCACUAUGUCUCCGCAGAUGUGCGACAUCGGGGCACAGGCGCCGACCAACCAGCACAUCGAGAGAUUGGGAGGGAUACUUCUCACAUAUCACAUAUAUGAGAAGGAACUUGGUUAUGUUCAGGGCAUGUCAGAUCUUUGCGCUCCAAUAUACGUCGUGAUGGGAGGCGAUGAGGAACUGACAUUCUGGUGCUUCGUUGAUGUUAUGAACCGCAUGAAACAUAACUUCCUUCGAGAUCAAAGUGGUAUGAAGAAGCAAUUGUCAACCCUGCAGCAGUUAAUCUCCGUGAUGGAUCCGGAGCUAUAUCGACAUUUAGAGAAAACGGAUGGAUUGAACCUGUUCUUCUGCUUCCGAUGGAUCCUCAUCGCUUUCAAGCGAGAAUUCUCCUUUGAGGACGUCUUGCGUCUCUGGGAGGUGCUAUGGACAGACUAUUACAGCAACAAUUUCUUGCUUUUCGUGGCCCUCGCCGUCUUGGAGUCCCAUCGAGACGUGAUCUUGAGAUAUUUGGUGGAGUUUGACGAGAUCCUCAAGUACUGCAACGAGCUCAGCAUGACGAUCGAGCUCGACAGCACGCUCGCCCAAGCAGAAGUACUUUUCCUGUCUUUCACACAGCUUGUUGCCGACAUGGACCGCCGGGAAGCGGAGGAACAUAAUGCGACCUUUGGCAACUUACGCCGCCGAGGUAUUGGCAACGCUACUGAUCGCACAUCCCAGAUGACUGGACAAGCGUUGGCUAGACGGGUGCUAUUGAGCGAUGAUCUGAGAGAGCUUUUGAAGGCGGGGCGAUAA
This is a messenger RNA of Sparassis crispa, 2514 nucleotides long. Its product is annotated as GTPase-activating protein. Gene Ontology annotation, biological process: activation of GTPase activity. The transcript has 13 exons. The record is from RefSeq and is a predicted model, not a curated record. Gene Ontology annotation, molecular function: GTPase activator activity. Bases 1 to 2514 code for a protein of 837 amino acids. Lineage: Eukaryota; Fungi; Basidiomycota; Agaricomycetes; Polyporales; Sparassidaceae.